AAAUGGCUGCGGAACGUCAUAGCCGAGAAUGUUUUAGCAAUUAUUACGGAAACGCGUAAUAUUUUUACACCCGUGACAUUUUGUUCAUUGCGCCGUCCGUGUGCCUCGGCGUUGAUUUCAUCGAAGUCUCCUCGCGCCUCUGUGACGGUCGCUCGAAAGGAGAGCUAUGAAAAAAAUGGCGUUCUGUGACAGCUGAUUCUCGCAAAUACCUCCGAUGUUAUUAAGGAGGAUGAUUUCUCAAAUUUUCCGGCGUUCUCGCCUUUGAUUGAAACGAAUCAACUUGCGAUCAUCAAUAUGUCUCCUCAAUUGAAUCGGAAACGUGGCUCAUCCGUCAGCUUUACUAGAGCAAAGGACGAUAGUGAAGAUGCCGAGGACGAAAUUCACAUAUCUCUGGCGCCAUAUAUACAGACGUACUUGGCGCACAGUAGUCAGGGCUUAGGAUGCUGCGGUAUCAGUUUACCCGUACCGUUCGAACGUGCAGCACCAAGAUCGUGGUGGAAUCCAAGAUUUGAUUCGGAAAUCCUCGAGGAACAGUUUAAGAGAAGUGCCUUUCCUCAAAUUAGAUUAAGAUUUCGAUAUGCUCUCACAUAUAUCCUGCUGGUGUCUUUAUCAUGGCUAAUGUACUUUGUGAUAAUCGGAAUAGAAAACGAAACAUCGACAUGGGCGGCGAUAGCAGGUCUUUUCGGUAUCGUCGCUGCCAUGGUAUCGGCUGUACUUUAUUUAACAUAUACGGAUUACUACAGAUCUUAUGUACUGACGACUUCUCUGGGAGUCGCGUCCACGCUCUGUUUCCUAUCCUUGUUCUUCCUUGCCAUGGUGCCGCCACACGUGGACGGAUUAACGCUGGUCGGACAUUUUGCUCUGUGCUCAGAAAUUCUAUUGAUAAUUUAUACGGUGCUGCCGAUGCCGCUCUACGCCUGCGUGGGAAUAGCCACGCUUUACUCGUUAAUGUUUGAAAUUUUGACUGCCUAUUUAUAUGGCUCGAAAGAUAUGCAGCACAGCAGACGUAUUAUACGAAAUAAUUCCUCAGGACUGAAUAAUACGACAGCAGAGAAAACGUUGGUACUUACGCACUCAUCCCUAAAGGAUCCUCUAAAUGUUGCUGGUCUACAGAAUGUGAUACGUAAUAUUAGUGAAUUUACUACAACAAUUAGCAGUACAGAAGCGAUAUCGACGAUACUACAUGAAGAUAAAGAUACGAUACAAAAUAUGGGAUCCGGAUUUCUAGAACGAGAACCGGUAACUCAACGGUUGUAUGGUGCUCUCAUUGACCCGAAUAUCUUUACGAGAUUAAAUUCCAGUAUCCCAUCCAUGAUUAGAUCCACUAUUAGCUCAACUGUAAAAGCAUCUCCUAUAGAUAAUUAUACUAGCGAUAAUAUGCUCGAUGCCAGUGAUAUCUUUUCCACGAAUCUCGCGAUAAGAAUCUUGAUGCAGAUUUGUAUUCAUUUGAUAGGCAUGCAUAUCUUGAUAAUGACUUUUGUAAGAAUGCGUGGUACGUUUAUGAAGGUCGGUCAAUCUUUACUGGUCCGUCGACAAUUGGAAGUAGAGAAGCAAUUGAAGGAGAAGAUGAUACAUUCGGUGAUGCCACCGAAGGUUGCGGACUGGCUCAUGGAAGAGAGCGAGCGCGAGAGAGAGCGAGAGGAUUCUCUAAAAAAAGGCUCGAUACCAUCCAAUAACACGGACAUUCGUUCGUUGUUUCGUCCAUUCAAUAUGCAUUCUAUGGAAGACGUGAGUAUCUUGUUCGCUGAUAUCGUCGGAUUCACCAGAAUGAGUUCCAAUAAAACCGCGGAGGAACUCGUGGGCAUACUCAAUGAUUUGUUCGAACGCUUUGAUGAUCUCUGUGAGCAUCAUGGAUGUGAAAAGAUCUCUACAUUGGGGGAUUGUUACUAUUGCGUCAGCGGAUGUCCCGAACCGAGAUCCGAUCAUGCCAAAUGCUGCAUAGAAAUGGGACUAGCCAUGAUCGAAGCCAUAAAACAAUUCGACAUCGAGAGACGGGAAGGCGUAAACAUGAGAGUGGGUGUGCACACAGGCACUGUACUCUGUGGAAUUGUGGGUACCAAGAGAUUCAAAUUUGAUGUCUGGUCGAAUGACGUGACUUUGGCAAACAAGUUGGAAAGCACGGGAAAACCUGGCCGUGUGCAUCUGAGUGAGAAUACUUUGAGAUUUUUGGGAGACCAAUACAUUACGGAAAAUGGGGAAAUAGUCAAUGGUGUUAAAACUUACUUUAUAAGAGCCCGUAAAUCAGACUUUAUGAAUCAAUUUAUCACAAAUGUCACGUCACCCAAGAGUAUCUCGCCAUUGAUGCAAUCGCGGAAUCGUUUGGCAUCAUGCAACAAUCAAGCCAAGCCGCGCCAUCACUAUCUCCACAUGGUCACCAACGCAAGUAGUUAUAGGAUGAAGGCCAAUUCCUUGCCUAGUAUUUUAGAUUCUGAAAACGACGGUGAUACUAUGGAUGAAAAAGAGGAUUCGAACAAAAGUCCAACGUCUACCGCUAGUUAUGGCAAGAAGAAAGUGCGGAAUAAGCCGUGGAAGUAUCUACAAAGACAACGAACAACCGAAGAAAUGAUACCUUUGGAGAUAGAAGAGAGAAAAAAUAUCGUUAUGGGACAAACAAAACUCGAUAUUCAGACAUAUGAGGAAUGCAAUGGAUUUAGACGAAUCCCUCUGGGUAAUGGCGUUGAAAUGGAUCCAAAUCCUGUACCUUCUAGUCCUUUAUUAUCUGGUCAAGAGCCGAUUAGUCAUGCUUCUUCCAUUUGCAGUAGGAAAGACUCUGGUAUCAAGAGUAACAGCAGGCGAAGUAGUAUACAACAACAGUUGUAUCUAUUGAAUGGAAUGGCCCAGGGUGAUUUAUUAGGACACAGGGUCAGUGGUUAUUAUACCUCUAGUUCAACGUUAAACUCCACUCAUGAACCUUCAUCAUCAGUGCCUCCUUAUCCGUUUCCCCCGAUGGUAACCGAUACAUUCGGCGCGUGUUUUCAUAAAUUACGCAAGCAAUCCGAUCUUCAGUUAAUUAGAUGUGUACAGGACAAUGUGAGUUCUCAGCGCUCAUACUUCGUCAAACCGCCGCUCUCGAGCGUUACUCUCUUUUUCAAAAACGAGGAAAUGGAGAGAGAAUAUCGAGAAAAUGCGCACAAAGCCAACGAGGGUAUUGGUGAUAAUCCUCCUACCUUGGCUACUUCGAGAUUCAAUACAUACUUUGAUAUUUUGAUAUCCGCUCUGGUUUACACGGCUAUCACAAUCUCGCUUUUCCUUCUCUGCAAACCGACGAUUUAUUACAUGGUGUUCUCUGUGCUUACCACUGCUGUUCAAGUUAUCGCUGUAUUACUCUGCAUUCGGCAGCUUUUCUAUCCACACAUUGCUCAUACCACGUUCACGCAGAGUAUCUUUAGAUUCUUUUCCCGAUGGUAUCCGUGGCACGCGUGCGGCGCAGUUCUGGUCGGUUUACCAAUCAUCUCCAUCUUACUUAAUUUCACAUGUAACAGCUUUCGGAGUUUGAGUAACUUCGAAUAUUACUACAGCUACCUAAUCUUUGUCGGGCUAGUCCACUUCUGCAAUUUCACGCAACUCAAUUGUUGGAUGAAGAAUCUGUUGGUUACCCUCACCGGCGCAUUAUUCAUCUGUCUUGUGGUAAGUCACAUAUCCCCAUAUCACCAGGAGAAUCUCAGUAGUCUUAAUAGUAGCGAUCCUGGUAAUAGCUCGCAGUUGGCGCAAUUGGCGGCAUUGUAUCCAAAUUUUUUCAAAUCGCUCGCGAGUGAACGAAGCGAUUUAAAUAGUUUAGGAAGUCUCCCGAACGCAACGAGAGAUUUUGUCGUCACGACCGCUGCGACAAAAAUGUCAAUCGCGAAACAUACAGAGCGACAAGAAACUACGAUUCAAAGACAGGCAUACACCGGAUAUAACGAGAGAUUAUACAAUUCAGAAAUAUACCUAGAUAUGGUGCUGUUGUUGCUACUGGUCUGGUUUCUGAAUCGUGAAUUUGAGAUCAGUUAUAGAUUGUGUUUCCACGGUAAUGCGGUUGCAGCGCGCGAUAAGACGCGUGUACAAUCAAUGAAGAAUCAGGCCGACUGGUUGUUGCAUAAUAUCAUACCAAAAUAUGUGGCUGAUCAGCUGAAGACAACCGCCAAGUACUCGCAGAAUCACAAAUCUGUGGGCAUUAUCUUCGCCAGUAUUGUCAAUUUCAACGAGCUGUACGACGAAUCGUAUCUUGGCGGUAAGGAGUAUCUGCGUGUGCUCAAUGAGCUUAUAGGCGAUUUCGAUGAGCUGCUGGAGAAGCCGGAGUACGCGAAUGUCGAAAAGAUCAAGACAAUCGGCAGCACAUUCAUGGCCGCGAGUGGUCUGAAUCCACAGGUGAGGCAGCAAAGCGAGCACGAGUACACGCAUCUAUUCCAGUUGCUUGACUUUGCUGUAGCAAUGCACAAAGUGAUAUACGAUUUCAAUCGAGAUCUGUUGGGCUUCAAGCUUGUCCUACGAGUCGGCUACAAUUACGGCGAUGUUACAGCCGGCGUGAUUGGCGCUACUAAAUUGUAUUACGAUAUCUGGGGUGACGCGGUCAACAUUGCGUCGCGAAUGGAUUCCACCGGGGUCGCCGGUAGGAUACAAAUGGCCGGCAAUUGUCUAGAUGUUUUGUCGGAACGAUAUGAAUUCGAGCCGCGCGGACAGGUAUACGUCAAAGGCAAAGACAAUAUGGAUGUAUUUUUGUUAUUGGGAAAGAAAAAUAAUGCUGGUUGAUGACCAACGCUUAAAAGUGCCGAUAUUUUGUAUAGCUAUGAUAUAUCAAGAGGAUCCGAAACUGCUCGUGGCCUGGAACGAUCAUAGCAUUUAGAAUAAGAUCUGUCUAUUCUUAGUAUCUGAAUAUUUUUUAUAGCGUAAUAUUUUACUGUGCUUAUUUUUCGGAGAUACAUAAGAACUUCAUUGUGUGAAUUAAAUUGCAUUAAUCUUACUGAUUCUUAUUUUCAAUUAUUUUUUUUCAAAUUUUAUGCAUUGGUUACAUUAUAAAAAGAUAUUUCUCUAUUGAUAAUAUCUUAAUUUUGUUGUGCAAAUAUUAAAGAUUUUUUCUUUCUAUUUAUUUUUUUUAUAAUAUGUACCAUAAAUGUGAAGUGUAAUGUGCAUAAAUAUUUAAUAAAAUAUUUGAAAAUAAGAAGUGGAAAAAUGAUCAAUGCAAUUCUAUUCAAUUCAUACACUAUACGAAAACUUUUUUUUACGACAAAUUUUUUUAUAUAUUUUUUUUUAAUUUCAAAAGAUUAAUGAUGCACAGAGUCAUUUUUAAUAAGAUUUGUGCUGAAAAAAUGAUCAGAGAGAUGUAUAACAAAACAAAAAAUGAAAAGGAACAGAUAUAAAAAGGAAAACUGGAAAGAAAGAUGUGUGUAUAUAUAUAUAUGUGUGUGUGUGUGUGUGUGUGGCGCGCGCGCGCGUGUGUGUACACACAUGUAUACAUUGUUCGAACAAUAAUCGUAUAUGUGCUCUAUUAAAAAAAAAAAAAAACAUACUCGCCUUAUCCGUUGACUGCUCAAACUCAGCUAACGAAAGAUAUUUAUUAAUGAGAGAUGUUAUUAUUGUAUUUUUGUAAAUAUUAAACAAUAUAUUAUAUAUGUAUAAUGGGAAGAGAUAUAUAUAUGAAUGUAUAUCCUGGGAGAUUAUCUGAGAUCUGCCUUUGUCUCAAGUACAAAACUGGAUGAGAGAAGGGGCGGAGGAAUCUUUUUUUAAAAGUGUUUUACGUUAUUGAGUAUUGGAAUGGUAAUAAUUAUAUUUGUGUAUGGAUGUAAUUGUUACGAAUAUGAUUCUUGCGUGAAUAGAUAUGUGUAUAUUUGUGGUGUAUUUGAUCUAUAUCUGUUUCCUAUAAAUCGAGUCUCGAAAAUGUGUAAUUUUUUUCAAUCGAGUGAACGAUAAUAGUGAAGUGUUUUUACGAUAUAACUUUGAGAAAUUGAUAAAAACAAGUGUUACGUUUCUAUUCUAUUCUCAAUAUUCUAAGAACAACAGCGAAGUGCGUCCCGCGCGACAAAAAUCAACGAAACUCGAGAAAAUACCCCGUUAUAAGAUAAAUAAAUUUUAAAAAGUAAAAAAAUAAAUUUACAAACGGUCUUGUCUUCCUGUUUAAUAUUGUAAUGCGGCACGUAUAUAAUGGAAGAAAGAUAAAUUGUUGUAUAUAAGUGUCGUUUGAAAAUUAAUCUACAUAAAAGAAAUAAGGAGAGAUGAAUAAAGUGAAAUUUUAGGGUUUUAGUGAUUACAAAUGAUGAAGAAUAAUUUUAUGAAAGACCAAAGAUAGGAAGUAACGAUUUAAGCCAGAACGCGUGCAUAUAUAAAAGUAUAGAUUUCGUUUAGAAUUUGUUUAGAUUUGUUGUACAAUGCAUACGUGCAUUGAAUAAAUUGCAUUAUACACAUUCCAAACAAAGCUCGCGACGGAGCAACUGGCCGCAAGUAACAAGCUUAUAACAAAGUGCUUCUUGUCGCUAUUAUAAGCCGUAUCCCAAACGUCUCUGUUAUUACAUCUGGACACAAACCUGCUACUCGGAUUCCAAAGAAUAUUCUAUUGCAUUUUUUUGUAAAUCUUAAUGAUAAGCGUUCGAUGGUUUUAUGCUGUAAGAAAUAAUAUUUAUGCAUAUAUUGUUACGUACCCCAUAUAUAUGUACAAAUUUUGAGAAUUUAUCUGGACUAUACUGACAGAAAGGAAAACUAGGCGCUUUGUAUUUGUUAUAUGCGGUAUAUACAAUACAAGUAUAAUGCGAUAAAUUUGGGUCUGGAUCACAAUCGACGUUGUAUAUCCUGCACGUAAUGUGGUUGUAAUUUUAAGUAAUGUUUAACUUAAUGAGAUAUUGUUUCACGUGAAAGUAAUAAUGUCAUAUAUAAUAAAGGACAUCAAGAGAUCCCAAUUUCUGUAAAUAUGUUGUAAAAUAUUUAAAGCUUUUGUUUAAAAUAUAGGAUUUCUCUUUUCGGAGAAAUUGAAGGAAAAUUGUAGUGCUGUACAGAAACUGCAAUGUAUCGCUUCAAUUUGUCGUAUCGUGGAACAUAAAUGAAAUAAUUAGUACGAGAGAUUAUAAAAUUAUAAGAGAAAGAGAGAGAGAGUCAAUUAUAAGUUUUUGCGUUAUAUGUAGAAUAUAUAAUGAGAGAGAAAUAAUAGCUCAUUAGUCAAAACGUAUCCGCAAACAUCAUGAUUUAUAAUGAUAAUAUAUAAAUAUAUAUGUAUAUUACAUUCGCCGAUUUUUAAAAAAAGCAUAUGUUAUACAUAUAUAUGUGUGAGAGAUAUCAAAUAAAAUAUAUUAUGUGAAUUGGAUGUGUGUGUGUAUAUUUAUCAACAUAUACAAGUCUUGCGGACAACGAGAGAGAGACGCCAAGCGUAUAUUGAUGAUAUACAUGUCAUUAUUGUCAAUGUAAUUUCUUUAUUACAAUAUAAUAUAUACAAGAUACUAUAGCUGAUUUCGCUAUAGUUGAUGUACAAAAACACGA
Cataglyphis hispanica is the source of this 7440-nucleotide messenger RNA. RefSeq names its product adenylate cyclase type 9 (gene Ac13E). The transcript has 8 exons. Lineage: Eukaryota; Metazoa; Arthropoda; Insecta; Hymenoptera; Formicidae. Bases 295 to 4728 code for a protein of 1477 amino acids. The record is from RefSeq and is a predicted model, not a curated record. Gene Ontology annotation, biological process: adenylate cyclase-activating G protein-coupled receptor signaling pathway; intracellular signal transduction; cyclic nucleotide biosynthetic process. Gene Ontology annotation, molecular function: adenylate cyclase activity.